Messenger RNA from Williopsis jadinii, 2823 nucleotides. RefSeq lists its product as uncharacterized. Gene Ontology annotation, molecular function: RNA binding. The transcript has a single exon. The record is from RefSeq and is a predicted model, not a curated record. The coding region runs from base 128 to 2686 and encodes 852 amino acids. NCBI's taxonomy places the organism in Eukaryota, Fungi, Ascomycota, Saccharomycetes, Phaffomycetales, Wickerhamomycetaceae.
UUUGAUCAACAGAUACGAAGAAUCAGCUGGGCGUCAUCAGCUGCUGCCCUCACUGCCAACAACAAGACAGAUACACAUCGUCUAAGCGUCUCCAAUACCGUUGAUACUAUUUAGUCCUCUUUGACCAAUGGCGGAGACGGAGCAGAGUAAGAGGAUAAUGGCCUCGAUUCCGCUGAAGUAUACGUACGCGUUGAAGAGCAAAUCAAGCACUGGCCUUCUCUACCAGUCGGACACUGGGUUGUGGAGAGACGUUGAUCCUAGUAAUGGCUACAUAGCAUCGGUAUUACCACAACAGUCAUUGUCGCAGUUCCAGAUCAUCGAUGGAGUGUCCAACUUCAACGAUCUGCUAUCUUCUGGUGUUAAACUGUCGAUCAUGGACUCGAGAAGAAACGGGCCGUUUCUCGAGUUCGCAAUACAAGGUGUUGAUGAGAAGGCGUCGAGUUGUGUUGACCAGCACAAGGACAUCCUUAAGCGUUAUCAAACAUUCGACGUACAAACAAUUGUUCAAGAUCAAUCCAACAGGGCAUUGUUUACACAAUAUGGACUCAAUGACGACUUCCGCGCGCAGCUGGAUGCCGUGGCCAAAUUCUGUAACGUUGAAAUAUUGAUAUCUAAACAGCAGCAUAGCUUCAAUCUGACAAGUGUUUCAAACAGAUCUAACUCAAAACCAAGCGACAUUUACAUCUACAUUGUCGGAUCCUCAGAAGAUACGGUCUUUGCAGAGACUAGGAUUAUAAUCCUGCUGGACAACGUGCAAAAGCUCUUUGUUGAUUCAUGCACUUUGGGAUUAUCCAUGAUCCCUGUAGUUGGUGGUGUGGGAUUUGGUACAUUCAAGGCAAUUGCAAAGGAAACAGGUGUUAAUCUAUACCUUCCCAACCUUGUCCAGCAGUUCCAUUCAAAUUCACCGCUGCAUAAAUCAGAUGAUAUCUUCUUCUCUGGUUUGGAAGCAGAGGUCUCUCUAGCGAAGAAGCUGAUCACGGAAGUGAAGGGAAAAUUAGAAUCCCAACUGUUCUACAAGAACAUCGAAGUCUUGAAGUACAAAAAGGAUCUCGUAUUGGUGAGUAAACAAUCUGAAUUAAGCUCUAUUAUGUACAAAUAUGGAGUCUUCAUUGAAACUUCUCCAUUGGGGUUUGACGGCUCCACUGUGCAUUUCCAGGGUCAUUCAACUGAGUCAAUUGAAAACGCAAUUUAUGACUUCUGCUCUCUUACAAACGACAUUUAUGUUGCUGAUAUAUCAUUCCACAUUGAUAGUUCAUCUGGUGAGUCCUUUGAACCUGUUACCCCGUCGCUGGAGACUAAAGAGGUCGAGGAGCUCCUAGACAGACUGUCGGUUGCAUCUGGUGUCACGAUCUACUUCGAUUUGGAAUUGGGUUCUUUCAAGAUCGUUGGCAGUAGGGAUAACCUCAUCAGGGCUCUCAAGAUGUUCCAGACGUCUUCAUUACAACUAUACUCUGGUGCAGUCAGUGCAAGUAUUGUUCUCAAUGUUGAACUGGGAUUGUCAUUCCACGAAUUUAUUAGUGGAAAGAAAAAUGGUAAGAUAUCUAAAAUCACCAAUGGCUCACACUCUUUUAUCAAUUUCCAUCCGUUAAAUGAAUAUAGCAUGUUGGUUGAGCUAAGAACUGAUGACUUCAAUGAUUUCUUCCAUGCAUAUUCGCAGCUACAAGACGAACUUCCAUCUGAAGUCAAAUUCUACAUUCCAGAAUCUUUCCAUAGACAGAUCAUCGGGACUGGAGGCUCAUUGAUCCAAUCUAUCAUGAGAAAGUAUAACGUCUUUGUGAAGUUUUCCAAUACUUAUGAUCUAAAGAACAAUGCGAAGAGUCUGGUUAGAUAUGACAAUGUGAUCAUCAGAUGUCCUUCAAAGAAUGCUUCCAAUAUCCCACUUGUGAAGAACGAACUGAAUGGGCUAUUGAUUAACAACGAGAAUAUCACUUUUUUCAACACUUAUCUCAAGAUCUCCAGAAAUCAAUACCACUUGUUCAAUUUUGAUAAGAUUCAAGAGAUUGAGAAGAAAACAUCAACGUUUAUUAAAUUCCCAGCUGUUGAACCUGACGAUUUUGCCAUCAUUGAGGUUCUGGGAACUGAGUCAUUUUCUAUCAAUGCUACAAGAUUGUUAUCGUUAGAACUUGCUGAGAGUUAUGAGUUUAGAUUGGCCCGCUCGCCAAACUUCCAUAAAGUCGUGACUGAUUCCAACGUGAGCUAUGUGGAAAAGAUCAAAGUGCCAUUGAAAUUGCUCUAUAACUUUGAAAUUAUGGCCUCAGACUCUAGGACUGCGGAAUUGGGCUCUUAUCAUUCUAUCAUCAUAAGUUAUUUGCCAGGAAGUGACAUACAUCUUGGUGAGGUUAUUGGACAUGUGACUGCAUUCCUUCGUGAGUACGACUUUAUGAUUGUUGAUCGUACAUCAUUGUCGAAUAGUGAUCUGAUCAUCAGUGGUUCUGCAGAGAGGUUCUCGGCUUCUAAACCACAGAGCAUCACACAGCCAGCUCCUGGAACCCUCAGCACAAGGUUCACUGGUGUGCCAUCUGGAAUCACCAACCUGUCUUUUACAGCAUCUCAACCACGUCAACUAUGGCAAUUGCCAAACAAAAAUGUGAAUGACUUUGCAGUUUCCCAGCCUGUUAUUGUUCAGCCAUUUACUCAAUAUGUCUCUGCAAAGAGGACACAUGGCCACAGUCUGAAUAAACAUUAGAUGAUGAAUCUGGAUCCAGACUUGCUAAAAAAACGAAUAUCAAACACAUGACCUAUGAUACCCUAAUAAUCACGCUAACGUUUCUGCUAUGUUGGCUGUUCAUACUUUAUAUCUUACAUGAUUUCUGAUGAAGAAGA